Messenger RNA from Macrosteles quadrilineatus (aster leafhopper), 827 nucleotides. RefSeq names its product N-acetyltransferase 9-like protein. The coding region runs from base 155 to 760 and encodes 201 amino acids. Lineage: Eukaryota; Metazoa; Arthropoda; Insecta; Hemiptera; Cicadellidae. Gene Ontology annotation, biological process: protein acetylation. The transcript has 6 exons. The record is from RefSeq and is a predicted model, not a curated record. Gene Ontology annotation, molecular function: N-acetyltransferase activity.
UUAUGUAGGACUUAGAAGAGGUUGACGUUCUCUCUUCAUUUUAAAUGAUGAGUCAAAUUUUAUUGCGAAGAUGAUUUCUAUUAAUGUUUCGUUUAAGUUUACGCUUUUGAUUAGUUGGUACUAACAAGAAUCUCUCAUUAUCCUGAAUCUGAAGAUGAGGAAGAAUUCACAAACGAAAAUAGUUGGAUCAAAUGUGAUUCUUGUCCCUUACAGAAGAAUCCAUGUACCAAAGUAUCACUGUUGGAUGCAGUCUAAAGAAUUACAGGAGCUCACCGCUUCAGAGCCUUUAACAGAAGAAGAGGAGUUUGAGAUGCAGCAGAGCUGGCUGUGUGAUGAAAACAAAUGUACUUUCAUAGUUUUAGAACGGAGAAUAUAUGAUGAGAACCAGAAUGAGAUAGAAGCCAUGAUUGGUGACACCAACCUCUACCUGAUAGAAGAGGACGGAAGUCUCAUCGGAGAGACUGGCAUCAUGAUAGCAGAAGAGUCAGUUAGAGGAAGGGGACGGGGGAGGGAAGCAAUCCUGCUCAUGUUGAGAUAUGGUGUCGAACAUUUGGAUGUUAAGAGGUUUCUUGCGAAGAUAUCUCUUUCAAAUGAAAUCAGCAUCAAAAUGUUCAAGAAGUUGGGUUUCGAGGUGGAAAGUGAAAGCAGUGUGUUUCAGGAAGUGACUCUUUUUGUUGAUGUUUCUUCUUCUUGGAGAACCUGGCUUAAAGAUCAGACAAACCACUUUUAUAUAGAGUCAGAGACUUCUAAAUCCCUAUGAUUUUAUGUGAUAAAAAAAUUGUAAAUAUAAAAAUGCAUAUACUAGUAAAGUUAAUGAUGAUAUCUAA